Molecule: messenger RNA, 1419 nt
Organism: Paramecium tetraurelia
Lineage: Eukaryota; Ciliophora; Oligohymenophorea; Peniculida; Parameciidae
Exons: 4
Source: RefSeq, a predicted model, not a curated record
AUGAAUAUUAAAAGUAUUAAAUGUUAGUUGGGUGAAUAUUAUACAUAAUAGGGAUGUUAAAAAUGUAUUGCUAGUUAAGGAUAUUAUUCAGUAACAUAAAAUGAUAUAAAGUGUUCAAUAUUUGAUAAAUCAAAAUUCAAAGAAAUAACCUAGAAUAAAAUGAAUUUGCUUUAAGGAUUUUGGAGACCUGAUCAUUUAUCAGAUUAUACAAGCUAUUGUCUUAAGAAUAAAGAUUUUUGUAUAGGAGGAUGGAGUUAUGGAAAUAAUUUAUGUCAUAUUGGACACAUAGGAGCAUUAUGUGAAGAGUGUCAUAUAUAAAAUAUAAUGGGAGGAGGAAAAUAUUUUAAAAGUUAACAUAAUCUUGAGUAUCAGAUCUGCUAAGAAUAAGCUAACAACAUUGCAUCGUUUGUAUUCACAUUACUAUGGGCGAUUUGUUCAAUAAUGCUGACUUUAAAAAGUAUAGAAAAAUCUAAUCUAAUGUUUUCACAACUAAAGUCCACCGAAAGAUUUAAUAAUAUAUUAUUCAAAUUAAACUAGGAUCAUCAAAGUAUUCUGAUAAAAAUGCUGUUAAAUUACUUAUGGAUAUUUUCACUAAGCUUUACUUUUAAUUUACAAUUUUCUAUUUCAUUGUUUUUCAUUGAUUCAGCCAGUAAUACUUCAUAUUUUAUGGCUAAUAAUUUAGAUUGUUAUUUGGCAAAUAUCUAAAAUGUAGAUCUAAUUUAUUCCAAAAUAUUGACUAUGUUCAUUUUUAUUUUUAUGCAAUUUCUUUUCGUUAUCACAGGAUUUAUGAUCUAUUAAACUUUAAUUAAUCAAAAAUAUAAUUCUAGCAUAAUUUCAAACACUUUACUUAGCUUAUACAUAUUUAAUUAUGCAGGUUUGAUUAAAAUGUUAUGUUCUAUAAUCUCUAAUCGAUAAGUUUCGAAUGUUAAUUAUAUUCAAGAGGAUGUCUCUUUACUUUAUGGUAAUUAAACUCAUUUGAUUUGGAUGUUCUACUUUGUGAUUCCAAUUUUAAUCCUUUUUGGAUGCCUAGCUCCAUUUUCACUCUUUUUGAUUAUGUAUUCUAAGAGAAAAUAUCUUGAUUAAAUCAAAUUAAUUUUUUUUUUUUGCUAUCUAUUUAAUGAGUAUAAUGAUAGCAGCUAUUUUUGGCAGUAAAUUAAAUUGGAUCAAAAAUUGAUUAUGAUACUCAUUUCAACAUACUUUGAAACUGAAAUAUCGAUGAAAGCAUCUGUAUUUGGUAUAAGUUUGCUAUGCUAUUAAUUAUUAACUGUAAAAUAAAAACCAUAUUUAGCAUCUCGAGUGAACAAUCUAGAUCUACAAACUGGGCAAAUUUGGGCACUGACCAUAUUGCUAGCAGCAGUACAUUAUAUUAGUGAAUAAAAUAAGAAUGGAGUUGUAUCAAUCAUUCUAUAAACGGCGAUA